AUGACGGAGUAUUAUUAUUGAAAAACAUUAUCAACCCCGGGAAUCGUUCCCCCCUUUCUGUUCUUUCUGACAGGUAUUGUUUGCCACCGAACGUAAUUCACCAUGUCCACGGCCAUUCGACUGCGUCGACUUGGCGCGAUCGCUGCUCUCUCUGGUGGAGCUUAUACUCUCAUCCGCGACCCCUCUUUCUCCUCCAACGACCACGGCACCAACUCUGCUUUUGAUGCCGUGCAGAAGAAGAUCGCCGACCCUUUCGCUGUCUUGCCGCGCCGAGCCGAUCAGGAGGCGGCUUUGAUCGGAACCAGCGCUGCCAAUCCUCUCGAUAUUCUCGUUGUUGGCGGUGGCGCCACAGGCAGCGGCGUCGCCCUGGAUGCUUCCACCCGCGGUCUCCGAGUUGGCCUUGUUGAGCGUGAGGACUUCGCUUCUGGUACCUCCUCCAGGUCCACUAAACUAAUUCAUGGAGGAGUUCGCUAUUUGGAGAAAGCUGUUUUUAACUUGGACUAUGGGCAGCUGAAGCUUGUCUUCCAUGCCCUUGAGGAACGUAAACAGGUUAUUGACAAUGCACCACACCUCUGCCAUGCUUUGCCUUGCAUGACACCAUGUUUUGAUUGGUUUGAGACGAUCUACUACUGGGCGGGUUUGAAAAUGUAUGAUCUGGUCGCAGGACGACGCUUGCUGCACAUGUCCAGAUAUUAUUCAGCAAAAGAGUCUCUGGAUUUGUUUCCCACACUUGCAAGAAAUGUUAAAGAUAGAACCUUAAAGGGAACAGUGGUAUAUUAUGAUGGACAGAUGAAUGACUCAAGGCUAAAUGUUUCAAUAGCACUGUCUGCUGCAAUAGCUGGAGCUGCUGUUCUUAACCACGCUGAAGUAGUGUCCUUUCUCAAAGAUCAGGAUAGUGGGAGGAUAAUCGGUGCUCAUAUUCGGGACAAUCUGUCAGGAAAGGAAUUUGACACAUAUGCAAAAGUAGUCGUGAAUGCGGCUGGGCCAUUCUGUGAUUUUGUUAGAAAGCUAGCCAAUACAAAUGCAAAACCUAUGAUUUGUCCAAGCAGUGGUGUUCAUAUUGUGCUUCCUGAUUACUACUCACCAGAGGAAAUGGGUUUGAUUGUGCCCAAAACAAAAGAUGGUCGCGUUGUUUUUAUGCUUCCUUGGUUGGGGAGAACAGUUGCUGGCACCACUGAUUCAAACACCAGUAUUACAUUAUUGCCUGAGCCUCACGAAGAUGAGAUUCAGUUCAUAUUAGACGCGAUUUCUGAUUAUCUUAACGUUAAGGUGCGCCGAACAGAUGUUCUUUCUGCCUGGAGUGGUAUUCGCCCUUUAGCUGUGGAUCCUAAUACCAAGGAUACAGCGAGCAUAUCCAGAGAUCAUGUUGUCACUGAAGAUUUCCCUGGUUUAGUUACCAUCACUGGUGGAAAGUGGACAACAUAUAGAAGCAUGGCAGAAGAUGCAGUUGAUGCUGCUAUAAAGUCUGGAAAGUUAGGAGUAAGCACUAAAUGCUUAACAUACAAUCUACAACUGAUAGGUGCAGCUGGAUGGGAUCCUGCAUCUUUUACGAUCCUUGCCCAACAGUAUGUGCGCUUAAAACAGUCACAUGAUGGGAAGGUUGUUCCGGGAGUGAUGGACACAUCUGCUGCCAAACAUCUCUCUCAUGCUUAUGGUUCUCUUGCUGAAAGAGUGGCUGUCAUAGCUCAGGAUGAGAAGUUGGGUAAGCGGCUUGCGCAUGGAUACCCUUUCUUAGAAGCUGAGGUUGCAUAUUGUGCUCGCCACGAGUACUGCGAAUCUGCAGUGGAUUUCAUUGCCAGACGGUGUCGUCUUGCAUUCCUUGACACUGAUGCUGCAAGCCGAGCUUUGCCACGCAUAGUUGAGAUAUUGGCAGCAGAGCACAAGUGGGACAAAUCUCGACAGAAACAAGAACUCGAAAAGGGGAAAGAGUUUCUUGAGACUUUCAAGUCAUCCAAAAAUGCGCAGUUCCAUGACGGGAAACACACAUAACCAAAGUUGGGGACAUGAGGCCGGCCUGAAUUCGGGAGGCAGAUGCAAAUGAAGAUUAUGCACCCUUGUCCCUUUUAUAUGAUUGUUUACUUACACGUGUAUUUUUUAUUUUUUAUUCACUUUAUAUGUAUAGUUCGUACAUAAUAGCAUAUUUAAUUUUCUGAAAUCAGAAAAGUAACUCAAUAAUUGAUAAUAAAGGGUAAAGCAACAUAUUGUACUGGCUAGUGGCUAACGAGAGUCCGGUCCAUCAUAAACUUGAGUGCUGAUUCUGCUGAAUGUGUGUAUUUUAUGAUCCUUGUAUUGAUAAGUCCCGAUAAAGUUUCCUAA
Molecule: messenger RNA, 2316 nt
Organism: Cuscuta epithymum
Lineage: Eukaryota; Viridiplantae; Streptophyta; Magnoliopsida; Solanales; Convolvulaceae
Source: the annotation of a GenBank genome assembly